AAAGCUCAGAGUCGGAGGCAUGUCCUGAGUUGGAUCUUCGUAUCUUUGGGCUCAUCAAUAUCAGUUGACUCUCGGAGUUGGUUCUCAUGCUUUGCCCACAAGGGCUCAGUGGGGGAUGCCGUGAUCGUCCUCUCGGAGACAGAAGCUCUUUUCGCAAGUUUUGAAACAGGCUUCCUUGAGCUUGAGAGCCUCCUUUCCUUGUCAGAUGAUGACACACUGAUAAACUCAUCUGAUCCAGCCCCACCCUCAUCCUCGCUACACGAAGCCCAUUCACUACCCGAUUCUGAUGUCUCUCGGAGAUUGCUUUUCUUGCAGCUCUUUGCCCUAAUCCACGGGAGGAGAAACGGGCGGGUCUUGCUGGCUGCUACCGUGACAUUCCGGGUUCAAGGCGAGAAACCGUUUGAUGUAUCGGAGGAUUCUGCUUAUCGACGAGAAAGCUGGACGCUGCCGAGGGUCACCAUGCCAGCAUCUUUUUGUCAGGUGGCUAUCCUCAAACGAUGGGUUCAGCUCUCCGUGGUAUAUUCUCUUGGAGUGGAGAUAUUCCAUACCCCGAGCUAUCUGAAGCAUGAGAUCAACCGCGACAGGGAGGGACAGAGUGUUCUUCUUCCUCGGACCACAUACCUCUUUGAUGUGCGUCCCGAGGGUUUUACUCAUCAGUUCCAUGACCAAGAAACACUCUUUCUUUUCCUCGUCCGCGAAUCCGCAGAGAAUCCACCUGUCCUCUCUCCAAGCACUCUCAUACCGACUGCAGAAAUCCGCGGUCACCAGAUACUCUCUCCCGAACUUCCAGGUAAACAUCUGAGAGUCGUUCCACUGCUUCAUGUACUUGUUAGAAUGCACCAGCCUCUUCUUGUUCAUCUCUUCUUCAUCCCACCCUGUGACCUCACUCGCCAUCUCAAUUGCCUCGAUGAUGGUCGGUACACAAGAGAGCAGGUUAUGGAUGUGAUGCUCUGUGCAAUCUCUACUGUGUUG
Messenger RNA from Thlaspi arvense, 972 nucleotides. The record is from the annotation of a GenBank genome assembly. Lineage: Eukaryota; Viridiplantae; Streptophyta; Magnoliopsida; Brassicales; Brassicaceae.